GCGUUGGUUUAUAAACAUAUAUCCCUUCGUGGCAUUCUUGCUUCUUAUUUUCGUUCGUAUUUGACAAUUGAACAUGAGUAAUGCUCCUGAAAAAGAUCUGACCAGUCUGGUUCAGCAGUUGGCUACUCCAGACUUGCAAAAUAAAAAUGCAAAAAAACGAGGUAAAUAUUUGCAUAUUGGACAUGCCAAAGCUGCUCUAUUAAAUCAGCACUAUCAAUUGGCUUUUAAUGGCCGUCUUAUAAUGCGUUUUGAUGAUACCAAUCCAGCAAAGGAGAAGGAAGAUUUUGAGAAGGUUAUAUUAGAAGACGUGGAAAUGUUGAAAAUAAAGCCUGAUACUUUUACAUAUACUUCUGAUUAUUUUGAUAAAAUGUUAGAUUUAUGUGAGAAAGGGAUGUUAAAAGAAGGAUUAGCUUAUGAUAAAAAAUCGAAGAAAAAAGAGAAUGUUGCUGUUACCACAUCUAUAAAGUCUGAUAACACCAACACCAAAAAAGUAACAAAAUUAGGGUUGGAAGUACUAAAGUUAUCAGAAAAUCUUGGAGAAUGGUAUUCUCAAGUGUUGGUUAAAGGUGAAAUGAUUGAAUAUUAUGAUGUUAGUGGAUGUUAUGUGCUCAGGCCUUGGGCUUACAGAAUAUGGGAAUUAAUACAAGAGUGGUUCGAUGCACGGAUUAAAAGAAACCCUCUUAAUGUGCGGAAUUGUUAUUUCCCAAUGUUUGUAUCACAAGGAGCAUUAGAAAGAGAGAAAGAACAUAUUGCAGAUUUUGCACCAGAGGUAGCUUGGGUUACCAAAUCUGGUGAUACGGAUUUAGCUGAACCUAUUGCUAUAAGGCCAACUAGUGAAACUGGGAUGUACCCAGCUUUUGCGAAAUGGAUUCAGUCUUAUAGAGACUUGCCGUUGAAACUCAAUCAAUGGAACAGUGUUGUGAGGUGGGAAUUCAAACACCCUCAACCUUUCUUGAGAACUAGAGAGUUUUUGUGGCAAGAAGGUCACAAUGCAUAUGCAACUAGAGAAGAAGCAGAACGUGAUGUAUUAAUAAUAUUAGGUUAUUAUGAGUAUGUUUACAAAAAUAUGCUGGCAGUACCUGUAAUUAAAGGUAAAAAAACUGAAAAAGAAAAAUUUGCUGGAGGAGAAUUUACUACUACUUGUGAAGCAUAUGUAGCAUCCAGCGGUCGAGCAAUUCAAGGUGCCACAUCGCAUUAUCUAGGUACCAAUUUUGCUAAAAUGUUUGAUGUUCAUUUUGAGCAUCCAGACACACAUGAGAAAUCAUUUGUUCAUCAGAUUUCGUUUGGUAUGACAACUAGAACUAUCGGUGUUAUGGUAAUGGUUCAUGGUGAUGACCGUGGGCUUGUUUUACCUCCACGCAUUGCAUCUAUUCAAGUAAUUAUAGUACCAUGUGGUGUAGGUGUUAGUACAGCAAACGAUGUCAGAGAUAAUUUGAUUAGAACUUGUUUAGAUGUAUGUAACCGAUUAAAAGGAGAUAUUGUGUUAGACAAUGAUGAUGAAAAUGACAAUAGCGUUAUUCAACAUCCUAAUUCUACUUUAAUGAUAAGAGCAGAUACUGAUUUGCGAGAUAAUUAUUCACCUGGGUGGAAGUUCAACCACUGGGAGUUGAAGGGGGUUCCAUUGAGGUUAGAAAUUGGACCAAAAGAUUUGGAUCGAAACCAAAUGGUAGCUGUGCGGCGAGAUAAUGGAGAGAAAAUAACUAUCCCCUUAGAGGGACGUACAAAMAGUAAUGAUGGAAAAGACAAGAUGGUUGUAAGAAUAACAAAGUUAUUGAAUCAAAUACAACAAGAUAUGUACGCUAAAGCAGAACAAGAAAUGAAAGAAAAUGUUGUGAUAUGUCGUAAAUGGUCCGAAUGUGGUGCACAUUUAGCAGUGAAACGUUUACUAAUGAUACCGUUUUGUGGACGUCCAAUUUGCGAAGAUAACAUCAAACGGGAUACUACAUUGGAGGACGGUACUGCAGAAGUGGGAGCUUCGACAAUGGGAGCAAAAUCGUUAUGUGUGCCAUUUGAACAGCCCAAGGGAGCAGAAGUAUUAAAAUCCAAUGAUCAAUGUAUACACCCAGAAUGUGGACAUAUAGCAGGGUCGUUUACCUUAUUUGGCCGCAGUUAUUAAAUUCAAAUGUUCACUAAAUGAAACUGAAAAUGU
Diuraphis noxia (Russian wheat aphid) is the source of this 2149-nucleotide messenger RNA. Its product is annotated as bifunctional glutamate/proline--tRNA ligase-like. Gene Ontology annotation, molecular function: proline-tRNA ligase activity; ATP binding; glutamate-tRNA ligase activity. The record is from RefSeq and is a predicted model, not a curated record. Gene Ontology annotation, cellular component: aminoacyl-tRNA synthetase multienzyme complex; cytoplasm. Lineage: Eukaryota; Metazoa; Arthropoda; Insecta; Hemiptera; Aphididae. Gene Ontology annotation, biological process: prolyl-tRNA aminoacylation; glutamyl-tRNA aminoacylation; translation.